Messenger RNA from Magnolia sinica, 723 nucleotides. RefSeq names its product auxin-responsive protein SAUR19-like. The record is from RefSeq and is a predicted model, not a curated record. Gene Ontology annotation, biological process: response to auxin. NCBI's taxonomy places the organism in Eukaryota, Viridiplantae, Streptophyta, Magnoliopsida, Magnoliales, Magnoliaceae. Bases 74 to 589 code for a protein of 171 amino acids. The transcript has a single exon.
UCUCUCUCUCUCUCUCUCUCUCUCUCUCUCUCUCUCUCUCUCUCUCUCUACAUCCAUUCAAUCCAUCUAUUUCAUGGAUCCAAAGAAGCGAAACAAAAUAAGAGAGAUUGUCAGGCUUCAACAGAUCCUCAAGAAAUGGAGAAAGCAUGCAACUGCACCAAAGCAAAAUACCAUCACCAAGAGCACAAGCAAGGGCAUGAAAUUCCUCAAAAGAACUCUCUCCAUCUCCGACAGCUCCUUUCUUUCGGCAGCCUCUGCAGACAUUGUCCCGAAAGGAUUCUUCGCCGUCUGCGUCGGGGAGGAGCUGAAGAGGUUUGUCAUCCCAACAGAGUAUUUAAGUCACAGAGCAUUUGGGAUUCUGCUUAGUAGAGCCGAGGAGGAGUUUGGGUUCAAGCAGGAAGGUGUGCUGAGAAUCCCAUGUGAGGUGUCUACUUUCCAGAGGAUUCUGAAAGCAGUGCAAGAGAAGAAGGAGGUCAUGUUCAUGCACGAGCUGGGAGCUUUCAAUGGAGAGAAAGACAUGGUGGGGUGCUGUUCAUCAGCGGCUGAGAUUUCUCAAUCUCAUCACCUUCAUAAGCAGAUGUGCAGAUGAUUUCUACUCUCUUCUUCUUCUUCUUUUUUCUCUCUUUUUGGAAGGUGGGAUUUUGAAGUGAAUAAAUAGAGGGGCCUGAUUGUAAUUGGACAGUGGCAGUUUAGUAAUUUAAUCGGUUUUGAAAAUCUUGAUUC